This is a messenger RNA of Cinara cedri, 1080 nucleotides long. NCBI's taxonomy places the organism in Eukaryota, Metazoa, Arthropoda, Insecta, Hemiptera, Aphididae. The record is from the annotation of a GenBank genome assembly.
AUGCAAAGUGAAUCAAAUGCAAAUUUCUCUUCUUUAAAUACUAACUUAAAUUUAAAUUUAUCUGGAAAUCAAUUACCAUGUAUAAAACAAGAGCCCAAUAUUAAUGUUAAAGAUAAUCUGCGACAAUGGGUUUUAAAACAUAAUAUCUCUCAUAAUGCUACUAAUAGUCUUAAUGAUAUUUUAAAAGAGGAAGUCUUAAAUAUACCACAAGAUGUGUGUACUUUAAUGAAAACACCUGAAAUAUCACAUGAAAUAGUUUCAGUGGUUAAUGGCUCAUAUAUUCAUUUGGGAAUAAAAAAUAUGUUAGUUCCAGUACUAAAAAAGUAUUUUAAUAUGAUUAAUAAUUGUGAUGGCGUUUUAAUUUUGGGUAAUAAUGUAGAUGGUCUCCUAAUUUCAAAUAGUUCAAAAAGGCAACUAUGGCCAAUUUAAAUUUCAGUCAUUAAUUGCCAACCAAUAAAUAAAUAUGUACUGCCAGGUGGGAUAUUUCAUGGAUUAACAAAACCAGCAUCUGUCAAUGAAUUUUUUCAACCAUUUUUAGAUGAUUUCUUUGAAGUAUCACAAAAUAGUUUGUGUGUAAAUAAUAAAUUAUUUAAAUUUGAGAUAGGACAUAUAAUCUGUGAUACUCUUGCUAAAAAAAUUUUGUUGAAUGUGCUAGGACAAAAUGCGUAUUAUUGGUGUUCAUUUUGUACUCAUGAAGGUGAAUACAUUCAACAUAGAAUGACUUUUCCUGAGAUUGAUGUACCUCUUAGAACAAAUCUCUCAUUUUGCAGUAAAGUUUAUGAGGAAUACUAUAAAGGUGACAGUCCCCUUGAAUUCUUAGAUAUAGAUAUUAUUAAAGAUGUACUUUUAAAUUAUAUGCACCUUUUAUGUAUUGGAAUUAUAAAACGUUUUAUUCAAUUAUGGGUUAAAGGAAAGAAAGAUGUUGGACUAAUGGAAGAAGACAAAUUAAAUAUAUCAAAAAACAUAAUAGAUAUUAAGCCCUAUGUACCUUCAGAAUUUAGCCGCCAACCAAGGGUGUUGGAUGAUAUUGACUACUGGAAAGCUACCAAGUUAAGCUUUUUCCUGCUUUAUUUUGGUUAA